Molecule: messenger RNA, 2502 nt
Organism: Lethenteron reissneri (Far Eastern brook lamprey)
Lineage: Eukaryota; Metazoa; Chordata; Hyperoartia; Petromyzontiformes; Petromyzontidae
Product: charged multivesicular body protein 2a
Biological process (GO): vacuolar transport
Source: RefSeq, a predicted model, not a curated record
CGCCCCUCGCGACGUAAACCCGGAAGAAGAAGAAGCAGACGACGAGGCUGUGGUGCUGGUGGUGCUCGUGGAGGCCUUUGACGCGCAUCUCUCCCGCUCGCCGCCUCACCGCGCACCUCCUGGACGUGUCCCGUGGCCUCUCCGCGUUGCCGCUGUCGCGUUCCCGUCGCCGUCCCACGUACCUCGCCGCUGCUGUGGAAGUUAUCGCGAGGCGAGCGGACAGCUUUUGAGAGACGCAGCCAUGGACCGCCUGUUUGGAAAGAGAAAGACCCCGGAGCAGAUGCUGCGGCAGAACCAGCGAGCCCUCACGCGCGCCAUGAGGGACAUGGACCGCGAGAGACAGAAGCUGGAGAUGCAGGAGAAGAAGAUCAUCGCUGACAUCAAGAAGAUGGCCAAAGCCGGCCAGAUGGAUGCCGUCAAGAUCAUGGCCAAGGACCUGGUCCGCACGCGGCGCUACGUCAAGAAGUUCAUCAUGAUGCGAGCCAACAUCCAGGCCGUGUCCCUCAAGAUCCAGACGCUCAAGUCCAACAACGCGAUGGCCCAGGCCAUGAAGGGCGUCACGAAGGCCAUGGCCACCAUGAACAAGCAACUCAAGCUGCCGCAGAUCCAGAAGAUCAUGAUGGAGUUUGAGAAGCAGUCGGAGAUCAUGGACAUGAAGGAGGAGAUGAUGAACGACGCCAUCGACGACGCCAUGGGCGAUGAGGACGACGAGGAGGAGAGUGAUGCCAUCGUGAGCCAGGUGUUGGACGAGCUGGGACUCGGCCUCACGGACGAACUCUCGACUCUGCCGGCCACAGGCGGCUCGCUCAGCGUGGCCGCAGGCAAGAAGGCCGAGGCCGCCGCCGCCGCUGUCGCCGAUGCCGACGCCGACCUGGAAGAGCGACUCAACAACCUGCGGCGUGAUUAGGGGGGGGGGGGGGGUGCAGAGGAAAGGGGGGGGGGUGGGGGGGGGGAGGGAUGAGUGGCGCUGUGGUGGGGGGGUCGGCGUGGAGGUGGCGGGUGAGGCCUCUUCGUGGUGUUCGUGACGUGCCUGUGCAGCUCCUGGGUUGCGCUUGAACGCGCCACGCCGAGAUUCGUUGACGAGACACCCGAGGUCUAAAGCGUUACGCUUGGAUUCUCAGCACGGUACACUUAAGCUUAGACACGGUGCGCUCUCACGCGGCGCCCCGAACGCUCGCCCCCGAAGUCUUCGCCGUACGCUGAAGCCCCAACGGCAGUUCUCUCGGACACCCGACACACCGAGUCUCUUCACGCAUCUCGCGUCGAGAGCAGCGGCACCAAUGAAUCGCGCAUCGGCUGAAUCCCACGGUCUUGAUAUUGGACACAAACACGAGGAGAUUCAUCCCAAUUGAGAGGAGGAUGGGGGAGGGGGGUGAGAGAGCGUGUAGAUGGCGGCGCGUUUAGAGUCGCGCCAGGACAAACGGAGAGAGAGGCGCUCAGCGCAUCGGAGUACAAAUGGCGCUGGGAGAAUCCACAUUGGCCAUUGCCUUGGGGCCCUCGGGACACGUGGUGGCUAAGCAGGCGAUAACAAUGAUACGAAUGAUAACAAUGAUAAGAAUGAUAAGAAUGGCCAAAAGUACAUUUGUACUCUUUGGCUCUUUCGGUAAAGUCACGUAGGUAGAAAAUAAAAAGAACCGAUCACGACGUUUCGAUCGCGACAACAAGCGAUCGUCUUCGGGUGAAAGACAAAUCAAGAUUAAAGUCAAUUUGCGUUCCAUAGCCACCUCCUUCAGCGCCCGCGGGGGGCGCCUUGCAGCCUCUUCACGCUGCGGCAAGCGACCUGCGUCCCGUCGUCUCGACACAUUUGAAAGCGAACGCUCGUUGCUUGCGCCGGCGACGGCUGAGCCCGUGCCGACUUCCACCAGCGCACCAUUUCCAGUACGCGUUUGAGGUCGGGUUGACCUUGGUGGGGUGGGCGGGGGGGGGGGGAAGCGCGGGUGUGAUCCAUGCCAGGUUCGGAUGCUAAUCGGCGUAACGUUGACGGCCAUGGUCCGGAAUUGAACCUGUGUCACCGGCCUUGUGGGGCGCUGUGCAGCGACCCGCCCGCCCCCCCCCCCCCAUAGCCGUUAACUGGCUGUGCUGUUGGCAAGCGUCUGUCCAGGGUGGUACGGGUGCACCAAAUGGGGGGGGGGGGUGGGGCUGGCGUGACGAUCUGCACGCCUGGCCACGCACCAGUUAACUCGUUUUAAGGCCGAGUCGAUCUAGGGGAGGCCCAGGACCGAUAUCAUCUUCCGCUGAUGUUGGCCACGGUCGUGAAUGAAACUUGCGUCCGCUGCGCCGCUGAUCGUCCACCACUCCCCGUUGACACACGUGAUGUACAUAGUGAAAUAGCUACACACUAAAGCUUGGCUCGUUUUGGAAGUGGCUUUUGUUGUUUUACGUUCAUGCUUGGGACACUUGCCCGUUUAUAUUUGCUGUUCCGGAUACUUGCUGCAGUUUAAACGUUUUUAGGCUUCUGCCAUUUCAUUAAAACGGCCCGUUCGUACUUUAAUCGGAACACGU